Dendrobium catenatum is the source of this 607-nucleotide messenger RNA. RefSeq lists its product as uncharacterized. The record is from RefSeq and is a predicted model, not a curated record. The transcript has 2 exons. The coding region runs from base 16 to 465 and encodes 149 amino acids. Lineage: Eukaryota; Viridiplantae; Streptophyta; Magnoliopsida; Asparagales; Orchidaceae.
CGCUAGUAUGCAGAUAUGUGGUUACAAUAUAUGUUUUUGGAAGUUGCUGAGCUAUUGAAUGUCUGUUGGUUGGAGAUCCAAGGCAAGAUUAACUGUAGGAUGCUUUUCAAACGGACCAACUAUUCAGCUUAUCUUAUAUUCAAAUUAUCAAAUAGUGCAAGUGGCUUCAGGUUUCCUUUGCAGGAGGUGUCGGUCGCCAUAGGAGCCCAUGUCUCAAAGUUCUCGGUUCGCUUGAUGGAAGAACAAGAAUUUUCCAGGCUUCGGCCAAUUUUGCGUCGGCCUAGAAUUAUGUUGAAUAUCUUACAUCAUGCGAAUUUACCACAAGAGCCCCAAGAAGAUUUACGGGAGCCUCUGAAUGAUCCACCAGUCGAGCACCAGAUGUGCCCGACGAUGCCGAUGAACCUCAGCAUGAUCAAUUGCCAUACCCAAAUGAACAAGCACGGAGGGAUCGUGGAAUGGUUCUAAAACCUCAAACAAGGCAGGAUGGGUGGAUGGAAAUUUUGCUGGGGGAGUUCUAUAAUGAAGAAGGGGAUGAUGGGGAUGUUGCUAUGUCAUUUUUGGCCAAAGGUGGGAACUGGAAGAAUGGCCUCAUUGUGCAGGGAAUCGA